AUGUUCAUUAUCUCCAUCGUUGAACUUUUCGUCAGUCGUUCCUUUUUUUCGGUCAUUCACAUUACAAAGUAAAGACAAAAUUUGGUUGAAUUUUCUUAAAUUUUGUUAAUAUGUAAGAUGUUCUAGUGUAAAACAAUGAGUUGGUUAUAGCAUAUAAUUAUUCAUGAAUCUUACGCCAUUCAGGAUUGUAUUAUUAAACACGGUGCGUUAUCGUUUGUGUUGAGAAUUUGUGUUUGUUUAACGUAGGUAGGCCUAUUAUUCACCAAGGUUGAGUUAAUCGUUAAAUUUUCUAAUAAAUUCUUCGUUUGGCGCGAUUAAUUUCAUUCAUUUCGUAAAAUGUCGUUAUAACAUACUUCCUAUUGAAGAUUCAAUCGAUGAACGCGAUGGAACCUCCGAACUUGGUCCAACAAAUCAUGGACCGAGGGAAAAAAGGAGCUGCUGAUUAUCUGAAAAAUUGUCGUUCACCCGAGCUUAUAUACGAAGUUUUAGACCAAUUUCUGAAUCCCGAUGUUUUGAUCAACAACGAAGAGUCUAUCGACUGGAUCAAAUGGCUUAUGGCUGGAGGUAAAACUCCAGAUGAGUUUACCAACUUGGUCAAAAAGUACAACAAAGCUACCACUUGCGGAUUAGUGUGGACAGCGAAUUUCAUUGCUUAUCGAUGCAGGACAUGUGGCAUAUCACCUUGCAUGUCUUUGUGCGCCGAGUGUUUUCAAAGAGGUCAUCAUGAAAAUCACGACUUCAAUAUGUUCCGAAGUCAAGCUGGUGGAGCCUGCGAUUGCGGUGACACAUCAGUUAUGCGUUCUUCUGGAUUCUGUGAUAAACAUGGUGCUAAUGAUGAAUCAGAAUGUAUGCAACCUCCGCCUGAUCUAAUGUAUAUCGCGGAGCAUAUUACCCCAAGAAUCUUUUUCAAAUUAAUUUUAUACUUGAGAAAUAUAGGACGUGAAGCACAUCCAAAUAAUAACGAUGCUCAUAACAGUUUUGACGCCGAUAAUUUUUUAACCAUGUUAAGUGAAUUAAGUAGUAUGGGAUCUGCGAUGAGAAGGGUAUUAACAAAAGCAUUAAUCAAUCCUCAGGAGUAUAAGAAAUUAACGCAAGGAUGGGCGAAAGAUGAUUCUAAAUUCGCCGCUUAUAUGGCUACUAGUCAAAAAUUGUACGAAGAAGCAUUAGCAUCUUUAGGAAAUCCAGAUCCUCCGGCUCAAUUUGAAGACUGUCCUGGAUUACAAAAAGAAUUGAAGCAUAAUACAUUUCUAGAAGAAUUAGUAUUUUGGACUGUGAAAUAUGAAUUCCCGCAAAAAGUUGUUUGUUUUUUAUUGAACAUGUUGCCGGAUAUUAAAUAUAAGGAAGCGUUAACGGAAGCAUUUGUCGUCCAUUAUAGUCGAAUAGCGAUGAUCUUGGAAAAAACAACGGAUUCGGAUAUGUUAUCGAAUCGUAUCGUUCACGUUAGUGUGCAAUUAUUCUCAAAUGAAAAUCUAGCCGUCCGUAUGACGAAAGAAUUCUGCCUUUUACAAGUUAUGGUUGUCAGCUUGAAAAAUAUGAUGAGCAAAAUACUGAUUUCAAGAACUUUAAAUGCUCGAAAUAUUUCGUUUAGUAACAGAGAUCCUCCAAUGGUGGUGGAUUGCAGUUUGUCAGUAAUGAAAGAUCAUUGUUACUGGCCUCUAGUUUCCGAUCUAAAUAACGUAUUAUCUCAUCGGCCGGUCGCUGUUCAGUUCAUGAGUAACGAUACGCUGACUAAUAUGUGGUUCUCGUUUUUAUCGUAUUUUCAAGGCAUGAAUGUGAAUCUACGAGAACAGAGUCAGCAUAUUGAAUUCGAACCGAAUACGUAUUACGCAGCAUUCUCGGCUGAAUUAGAGGCUAGCGCGUAUCCGAUGUGGGCGUUGCUAUCCCAUCUAAAUAACACAAAUACAGUGAUAUUAACGAAGAAAAUGUUGAAUAAUUGCUUGACUGCGUUAGAAGAGUGGACUGAAAUUGGAAAUGUUGCCGAUGCUUUCGGCGAAAAUUUAGUCUCUUUUCAUAUUCCGUUGCAUCGAUAUUUAGCCACGUUCAUUUGUCAAGCGGUCAACGUGCAGCAAAUUCCUUUAUCUGAAGUUUUACCCAGGAAUAGUUUGAUCGCCUCUAUUAUAAGGCAUCCUUUGCGUGUUCAGGUCGCAUUUUACGAAAUCGUUAACGGAUUAUGGGUCCGCAAUGGAUUGCAAAUUAAAGGACAAGCGAUGACAUAUAUUCAGUGUAAUUUUUGUAGCUCGAUGGUCGAUGCGGAUUUGUAUUUAUUACAAAUUCUAUCCACUCAAUUGCGCGCCGUUGAUUUCAUGUUAGAUGUAGUUGAAAAGUUUCAUAUUAGAGAUUGGUUGAGCUUCUUUAACGGUGUCGAUGGAUCGAAUUCGAGUACUGAUAGCGAUAAUGAUACUCCUAUGUUGGAAAGCUUCCUGCAAUUCAUCGCCACCUUGUGCAGCAAUCGAACCAAUUUGGGUGUUUCUUAUUACGAAUUCGGCGGUUCCAAGUACCCUAUUCUUACUCGUUUGGAAAUGGUGACUUUAUUGUGUGUCGCUGACAAGCCACAUAGUCAGUUGAUGGAGUUGAUGCCAGAACGUUGCGGUACCGGACAGCUGAGAGAUUUUGAUGCAAUUCUUGAGCAAGUGGCUGAUUACAAAGCGCCGAUUUUUGAAGCCAGUGGAAACAUGCAACAAGGUUUAUACAUCCCAAAAGCUUGUGUUUGGGAAAAAUUAUACGACCCUAUUCACGUUCUCUUGCGAGCCGUCCAAAGAAAAGAUUUUCAAAAUUCAAUGGAUCGUUUUACCGAAUUUGUGAAGCAAAAUAAUCUGCUGCCUGUGGGUACUGUACCAUGGCCUCCUUAUCGUAUACCUGCGAAAUGUAAUCCGGCUUACGAAGAUCCUCGUCGUAUUCUGGAAACUCGCGUAUUUCACUCCGUCGUUUGGAUAAUAUUGUACAAAGCUGUGCAUAUGAGAAACGUAUCCGAACACGUCAUGUCAUUAGCGGUGUAUUUAUUAGAAAUGGCUUUAAGUAUUUCUCCUCCGGCUAGUUCCAACUUCUCACAAGUGUGUUCGCAAAACACGACUAAUUGGUUGGACGUUACAAAUUUGGACUUGGCUACUUGGUUUUUAUCGGAUUGGCUAUCGGCUAAUCUUAGAACGACAAUCAGAUAUGUAGUACUUCCUCCUUCGGAUAUUCAUUCGGACAUUCAACAUUGUUUCGAUCAUUCAGCUGAAUUAGAAUGGAAUCCAUAUCCGGAAGCCUACGAAUUGAGUUCUGCUAGUCAGUCGCCUCUCAGACGUUUACUCGAAGAAACCAUGUCUUCGGAUUCAGAAAUUGAUCAAAGUACUGCUAGUACGUCAUUAGUUUCUUCGAAUGUUAAUGAAAGUGCUAUUGCGUUACCAUCAUCUAGUCAUCCGUACGGAAUGUCGUAUGAUCUGGAAUUAGCUCGUUCCGCUGUUGCUGUUGCUUCUGCUUAUUCUGUACCUCAAGUUAGAGGGAUUCAAGAAUCUCAACCUUCUAGUUCUAGUGCAUCGUCUUUAGCUAGCGAUUUAAUACCUGAUAUACAAAGAUAUCUGUUACCAGUUCUCAAUCGAAAUUCGGGUGCGCUUUUACAGAGCCGAAAAAGCGCUGUAGCUAUCAGUACUACUUCCAGUUCGUCGAAUUCUGAUUCUAAAAUAUUCAACGCAAAUGAAAGUAUUAUAUCGUUGCUCUUGAAACUGCAUUCUCACUUGUCCGGUCACACAGAUUCGUUCAAUCCGGAGAAGGCUAAUUCCGAUAAUUUGGACUGUAGAAUCGGCGACGGACCUGCUUUCAUUGGAAAAGUACUCAAACGUAUUAUGUUAUUGGAUGAUCACUGCAGGGAAGAAGUUUUGCAAUGUCGUCAAAGGUUAUGGCCUCAAAGGCCUUUCAAAGACGACGGUGAUAAAAAAGACUUGGAAGAUAAGGAAAAAGAGAGAAAACGAAUCGCUCGUGAAAGACAGAAAAAAUUAAUCGAAACUUUCGCUCAUCAAAGAGACGAAUUUCAAAAGAAAAAUAUUGACGCUACCGGAGAAGAUAAAAUGGAUUGGGAAGGUAGCGACGAACCGCAAGAAGUUGUCCAAAAAGAAUACCAUUGCGUUAUUUGUGGCCAGUCUUCUCCUAGCAAAGAAGAUAAACCAAUGGGUCUAGUUGUCCUUGUUCAAGCUACGAGCAUACUAGGUCAUAAAAAGAAGAUCAACGAAAGACCAGUACUUCCGGUAUGUGACAAAGAUAGAGCUAAUUCGUCUCUUCGAGAAACUUUAGCUAGUGAUUUUGAGAAAAAAGUCGAAGAGCUGAAUCGCGAAUUUGAUACGUGUUCAUGGUGGCAAUCGGUUAAUCUCGGCUGGGAAGGUGGCAUUCAUGUUCAAACGUGCGGUCAUCAUCUGCAUUUAGAAUGUCUAACGUCGUAUUUGCAAUCGUUGCGAAAUCAACAAAGAGUUGUCGUCGACAGGUUCGAAUUAAAAAAAGGAGAAUACCUAUGUCCGCUGUGUCGACAGCUAGCCAAUAGCGUGCUGCCAAUGCCACCGGAUGUCGGUGAAAAUGCUGCUGUGUCGUCUAGAACUGAUCAUAUUCCGACGAUUAUUUCAGAUAUCGGUAAUCUGAUGAUUGAUAUUGAGCAUUCGAGUCAUCUACAAUGUUCGUCUAAUUCUUCUUCGGCUUUAACCGAAGCCAUUAAGAAAUCUAUGGGUGAUAUGACCAAUUGCACUUAUCCGAAAUUUGUACAAAGAUGUGAUCCACAACAGGUCUCCACAUUUUUCUUAUUCGUGACUUCGAUCGCGAGAACAAAUCUGGAAAUCGAUAUCGUUCAACGUGGAGGCUCGUUAUUGAAACCAGAAGAACAUAGUUCUACCAGAGAGAGCUCAUCCUCACUGAUCCCAAAAAGAUCGUGUUUAAUGCCACUACUUCAUGUACUAGCCACUCAUGCACGUUUACUGGCUCAUCCUCCGGUUUGGGAAACGUGGCAGCAAUUAACCGGCGUUGUUUUCAAAGAGCAUACGUCGCUGACGUUAAAUUCCGAUCAUCGAAGUGUGCCAUUGCUGUUACGUGAUCCAGCAGCGUUACUAACUCAAUUCGUAUUACUUUUACCUUUGAAUAUGGAUCAAAUGUAUUUCACCGGUAUCGUUAAACUACUGUAUAAUUUACUGUAUUUCCAAGUAAUGGCUCAAUUGUCGUGCCAUCUCAAGGAAUCGGAACGUAAUUAUUUUCGCGCUACCGAAUUAGACAUGGCCGCUGGAAUUUUAAUGAAAGAAUUCUCACUGGAUCAUGCGAUGAAAUUAACUAUCGAAUCUAUGGACGCUGUGCACCUUUAUCUAGAAGAUGGCAACCUAACUAAUAUCGAAGAACCAGCUCGUAAAACUCUAGAAUUACAAAUUCAAGAGUUAUGUUUACCUUUUCUACGAGUAGCUUCGGUUCUUCGUCAUCAUAUGUACAACGAACCGCUACCCGGUGUUUUGGUCGAAGCGGAUGAAUUCGUGCGACUAGUUUAUUACUUAGAAUUAGUGUCUUGUGGCAUGGAUAGGUCGAAAUUCAAUUCGGCCGUCGUGUUCACUUGGCCGAGUGAAAAUUUGAACUUUGUUAAUUUCUGGUUCGAUCAAUUUUCACAUUACGUAUCCCAGAAUCAAGUAUGGGCGCGUAAUUUCUUAUCCGAAUUACAUAUAUCUUGGAAACAACCGAGAUUGCUCAAGUUACCGCGUAAAUACGAAGUCAUAUUUCAGUAUUAUCAUCAAAAACCUUGCAGUUAUUGUCAACAGGUACCCCAAAAGGGCACUGUUUGUUUAGUAUGUGGUACUCUAGUCUGUUUUAAGCAGAGCUGCUGCAGGCGAGAAAGAAUCAACGAAACUAUACAACAUUCGAUCGACUGUGGUGCUGGUACGGCAAUGUUUCUUGUGAUAACCUCUUCCUCUGUGAUUGUAGUACGAGGUAAAAGAGCUUGUAUUUGGGGCUCUGUUUACUUAGACGUCUUCGGCGAGGAAGACAACGAAUUAAAGCGUGGAAAGCCACUUUUCCUCAGCGAAGAACGAUAUAACUUGUUAGAACAACAAUGGCUGUCGCAUCGUUUCGACCACACGUCAAAAAAAUGGAUUAUGCAUAGAGACGGUUUGUAGAUGAUGAUUUAUCAAAUGCAUAAGUAUGCAUUCUGUUAUGCGUUAGUUUUGCUUCGAGUAACCAAAUACCCCUCUUUCCCCUCCUUUCGGUAUUCGUAUCUUUCCGUCUUAUACAUAGACUUAUAUUUUGAUUGUUACGCGGUUAAUUUUUUUUUUAUUUCUUUACACGUUUAUAUACAUUAUACUUGUAUAAAUUUUUUAAUUUCUAAAAUAACGUGUACUAUACUCUUUAAUUGGUAUUUUCCAUGUUUUGUUUCCUUUUUCUUGUUCUUUCUCGUUUUCUUCUGUUUGUUCGUUUUAUUUUUAUUUUUUGUUUCGUAAUGUACAAAAAGGUGUACAUUAGUAUGGGGAGUAUCGUUAUAUUGGAUGUUUUUUUUUUUUGGCAAAUUUUAUAUUAUCUCGGUUUAUCGUGCGUAUCAGACGAAUGAAAAAAUGUUACGCAAAAUACGCUUAAAGCUACCAUUCAGCCGGUCGAUUUUUCUAUUACUACGAUUUUCUUCGUAUUUUUGCGAGUCAAUUAGAUUUAAUGAGGCGAUAGAUGAUUUCACGUUUGCAUGAUGUGGGUUUUAGCUCUUUUUAUUUUUUAUUUUUGUUUUCUCGAUCGCAUGUCAUCGGCUGUGGUAUUCGAUAUCGUUUACGACGUAGUUAGGAAAAAUUGUUACGUUUUUACAUUUUUAUUCGAUUUAAAAGAUACAGCAGAGUGUAGAGAGUGAGUCGAACGUGUUUUUUUUUAGGUUUGGUUGGAUGAAAAGUUGCCUUCACGUGUGAAUGCAAUUUCAUUUAAAAAUUGAAAAAUCCUCUUUUGGUACAUCUACGUCCAAGUUUUAAUGAAAUAUGAUAUUUUUUUGUAUUAAUUUUCAAUGUAGUGAAAAAAUUACGUAUUUCAUCUUGAUUAAUCUUGAUUAACAUGUUUGAAUAUCUCUAAAAAAAAAAAAAAUAUUAGAAACUUUCAGAAAAUGGUUUUCAAACAUCCUGUAUUGUUCGAAUCACUCUUCUGCGAAUUCUUCUGAAAAAUGUAUCUUUUGGCUGCCUUUUGCCGGAAAUGUUAGUUAAUUUAGUUUUGUCGGUUUUUUCUGCAGCAUGGCUCUUAGACGAUUUACUACAGACGAGAAGUAGUUUUGCCGAAUAGAUUCACAACGUAUCGACGGAUGUACGAGUGUGCAUUUUUUAAGUAGUACAUAUACUAAAAUGUGUGAUAAUUGUGAAUUGACUAAUAGAGCAUGUUGGACUUGUUUAAUUUUGUUUUAUUUUCAAAAUUCUUGCAGACAGUGUUUAAUUGUGUGAUUAAUACAUUAUAACUGUAUUGACGUAAUUUAAGCCUGAUUUUCGAAUUGGAGACAUAAUUCACAUGAUAACGGUUUUUCUUUCCUCGUCAUAAUUUUUGUUCGAAGAAAUCUGAUGUCAACUGUAAAGCAACAUUACUCGUCUUGGAUUGUAAAACUUUUAUUUUUGAAUGAAUCAUAACUUGUUUGAAGAAAGAAAAAGAGAGAUCAGAGAUUGUCAAUGUUUAUUUUCAUUUUAUUCGACUAGAAGUGAUUUACCAGUAUUACAGUUUUAGUCAACUGUUCAUUUUGAUUCCAUUGACUCUUCUUAAUGAAUAUUUUGUCAAAAUUUUGAAAAUUUAUUCACCAAUUAUCUACCUUAAGAUUACAAUUUUUUCUUUCUUUUUUUCAAAUGAAAGAAUUCUAAUUUAAUGGCAGAUUUGGAAGCAAAGUUUUUGUGUUCGUUUUUGUUGUAAGUAUUUUUCAUCGUCUGAUUUUUAUCAUGAUAAGAUUUCGUAAGUAUUCAAUUAGUGUGGCAGCUCUUUAUUUUUGUUAAUGAUGUCGAAACACAACGUGCCUUAAAUUUUAUUUUAUUCAAACAUAUUUGUAUUUUUUUAUUAUCCCGAAAACGACAAAACGUAGGAGUGAUCUGAUAACGUAAUGUUCUAUUGCGAUAUCGUUUCGUUAUUUAUUAUAAAACGUUAUUAGAUUAAAAUAUAAUGUGGAUUAUCGUGUUAAUAUUUUCAAGUUUAUUACCUACGCUGUAGUUUGUAUACAUGAAACGAACAUUUCCUUAUUCGAAAAACUCUCUCGACUUGAUUCUCUUUAACGAAGAUCUGUUGACGAUUUUCGUUAUAUUGUUUGUUUUUCAAACCGCUGCGAACACAUUAGUUACCAAAUAAAUGUAAUAAAUAUGUAUUUGAUUGUAAAUUUAUGCAUAGUCGCGUGUGACAAAGAUGUACCAUAUGUUUGAAAACAAACCGAAAAAAUAAUCUCAAUUUGAACUUUUUUUUUGAGACUUAAGCCAAUGUGAAUUUACUUAGAAACUCGAUAGAAUAGUAUUUUGACAAUUUUCGAUGCAUGUACCUUAUGUGCGAAAAGGUAUACCCGAAUUAAUAUUAAUUUUUAAUUUUUGGACGGUUUAUCGUAUUAGAUGCCUAUAUUUUUCAAUUGUAUAUGUUGUUUGUUCCUUUGUUUAUAAUUACGCAAAUUUUUCCCUUUUUUCCUCUAAUACGUUAAUUCAAAAUUAUUGUAACAAUAUACGCGUAGUUGCUUUUUGUUUUUAUUUUUUCUAUUUGUUUAUUAUUCGUAAUCUUUUUAAUUUUAUACGUACUUUGUGUACUGGUUGUGUAUAAUUUUUUUUGUCUUUAAUGUGAAAUACAAUCUUGAUAAUUA
This is a messenger RNA of Planococcus citri (citrus mealybug), 8767 nucleotides long. Its product is annotated as E3 ubiquitin-protein ligase Ubr3-like. Gene Ontology annotation, cellular component: ubiquitin ligase complex; cytoplasm. The coding region runs from base 375 to 6110 and encodes 1911 amino acids. Gene Ontology annotation, molecular function: zinc ion binding; ubiquitin protein ligase activity. Lineage: Eukaryota; Metazoa; Arthropoda; Insecta; Hemiptera; Pseudococcidae. The transcript has 31 exons. Gene Ontology annotation, biological process: protein ubiquitination; ubiquitin-dependent protein catabolic process via the N-end rule pathway. The record is from RefSeq and is a predicted model, not a curated record.